AAAUAGUUCACAUUUUCGUGUUGAGUGUUGAGCACAAACUUUGUUGAGUGAAUUUAAUAUUGCAUUUAUUGAAAUAUAGACUUUAGAUAUACAUAGAUAUACCUAAAUGUAGAUUUCAAAUACAAAUACGUACAUAUAUUUAUUUACUUUUGAAAUGAUGCUUUUUAUGCUUUUGUUCAGUAGACAAGGCAAGUUAAGGUUGCAAAAAUGGUAUGUUGCUCAUCCAGACAAAGUAAAAAAAAAAAUUACACGUGAACUUAUAACAACAAUUUUGGCUCGAAAACCGAAGAUGUGUUCAUUUCUGGAGUGGAAAGAUGCAAAAAUUGUCUACAAGCGAUAUGCUAGCCUUUACUUCUGUUGCGCUAUCGAACAAAAUGAUAAUGAACUUUUAACUCUGGAAAUCAUACAUAGAUAUGUUGAACUUCUUGAUAAGUAUUUUGGAAGUGUCUGUGAGUUGGACAUCAUUUUCAAUUUUGAGAAAGCAUAUUUUAUCUUGGACGAACUUUUGAUAGGAGGCGAAAUGCAAGAAACCUCAAAGAAAAAUGUGCUGAAGGCUAUUGCGUCACAAGAUUUACUACAAGAGUCUUCAGCUCCUUUUCAAGAAGAUUUUCAACGAAGAAAUUAUUCAAAUGUGUAUAUUUUUUUUAGGAUGAAACUCCCCAAGGAUUUUUUGAAGAUCAUGGGCUCGGAUAAAACAUUUGCGCAUUAUUUAAUUUAAAAAAGAAAACAUAAAAUUAUUUUAAUGAUUCAGUAUGAAUAUAAAUAAAAUUGAUGCAAAAAAAUAAUUGUUU
This is a messenger RNA of Condylostylus longicornis, 791 nucleotides long. It is a transcript of the gene AP-1sigma, whose product is annotated as AP-1 complex subunit sigma-2. Gene Ontology annotation, biological process: intracellular protein transport; vesicle-mediated transport. The transcript has 5 exons. Gene Ontology annotation, cellular component: membrane coat; intracellular membrane-bounded organelle; AP-1 adaptor complex. NCBI's taxonomy places the organism in Eukaryota, Metazoa, Arthropoda, Insecta, Diptera, Dolichopodidae. Gene Ontology annotation, molecular function: clathrin-cargo adaptor activity. Bases 155 to 718 code for a protein of 187 amino acids. The record is from RefSeq and is a predicted model, not a curated record.